UCGGAUAGGUCCCGGUCGGAUAUGCACAUGGAGCCAGCCAACAGCGUUUGCAUGGUUGGGAUGUACCCGCGGGCCCUGUUCCUGUGAUAGCUACGCAUCAAGCGUGAACACAGUUAAAUGUUUCAUGUCAGUUAAUGCAAGGCAUACGCAAAUUCAUUAUGCUCAGAUACCUACCUUUAGCACGAAUACUGGGCACCAUGAACGUGUUGCGCACUGGGCCUGUAACAUUUGAAGUGCGUGCCACGAUUCUUUCAGCACUGAAAGGCAGCCUCUACAGCACAUCCUCCAGCCAUGCGAUGAAAGAGCAAGAAACGGCAGUAGAUGAAGACAUGCCAGACUUCAACAUGGAAAACCCAUUUAAAAGGGAGCCUCGCCAGUGCAUUCUCUGCAAGCAUAACGUAGAAGUUGACUACAAGAAUGUGAAGCUUCUCAGCCAGUUUGUAUCGCCGUAUACUGGAAAACUUUAUGAGAAACACAUCACUGGGCUGUGUGAAGGGCAGCAAGUUAAAGUCAAGAGAGAAAUCAUGAAGGCAAAAAAAUGUGGUAUGAUGCCACAUUACCUGAAAAUGUCGAAGUUCUUUAAGGAUCCUAAAUUGUUUAAUGCAUUCAAGCCAACUAGACCCAACCCGCACUGAUCACCGACUGCAGUGUAAAAACUAAAGUGUAGAAGUGAAGUUAUAAUAAACAGUACAAUUUAUGGAGUACAAACAC
Molecule: messenger RNA, 711 nt
Organism: Dermacentor albipictus
Lineage: Eukaryota; Metazoa; Arthropoda; Arachnida; Ixodida; Ixodidae
Gene: mRpS18C
Product: mitochondrial ribosomal protein S18C
Biological process (GO): mitochondrial translation
Cellular component (GO): mitochondrial small ribosomal subunit; ribosome
Molecular function (GO): structural constituent of ribosome; small ribosomal subunit rRNA binding
Source: RefSeq, a predicted model, not a curated record